This is a messenger RNA of Lachancea dasiensis, 921 nucleotides long. The record is from the annotation of a GenBank genome assembly. NCBI's taxonomy places the organism in Eukaryota, Fungi, Ascomycota, Saccharomycetes, Saccharomycetales, Saccharomycetaceae.
AUGACUUUUAAGUCAGUGGUCUUGGUCGAACUGACAAUCACACAUUCACUUACUUCUGUGUUGAACAAUAUGAGCCAUUUCUCAAGACGGUAUUUAACCGGCUCUGCCAGCUUGCAAUUUUUAGGCAGACUUCAAAAACAUCUUGCCAACACAGCACCCAAAGAACAUGUUGUGAAAGAGCUUGUACGACCCAUCGGUCUGGCAAGCCCUCCGGAGCCACAAGUGAAGUACAAAGAGGGCAAUAGCGUACGUGAGUUGUUUGACGACGCUAAGACUACGCAAAGAGCUCGAGAACUGGAACUACAAUUCAGCAAAGGAGGGCUUUACGAUGUGUAUACGUUUCGCAAGACCAACGGCAAGCUGUUCCUUUCUCCUCCAUCAUUCUGGAAGCAAGAGAAAGCUCAGUACUUUCCGCAUUUGGUUGGCCGCACACUGGCCAGCUCGCAAUUUCAGGAUAUAGAGACCACCUUACUGGGCAAAGUUUCCGUGGUGCGCAUCUUCACCAGUGCGGCCGGAGACUCGCUGGGGAAGUCCUAUUUCAAGAGCGAAGAAGACGUGGACUAUUUGAAGAAUGAGUCGCCAUUGAACUCAACUCCAGGUACCGUGCAGACGCAAAUAGUUGAGAUCAAUUUCACCGAAAACAAACUCAAGGCGCUUUUUGCGAGACUGGCCAUGGGGCAGCUUCGCUCGGGCGUACCCGCAGAGCGCCAUUCCCGUUAUUUCCUUGCGGAUAGAAACCAACUGCCUUUUGGAAUCCGCGAACAACUGCAAAUCAACAACCUGUACACUAGCUAUGUGCUGGUGGUGGACCCUCAGCUCAAGAUCAGAUGGAUGGGGUGCGGUGGUGCCGAUAAAAAAGAGUUCAACCUACUGUGGAGAUGCGUAAGGGGCCUCCAGAAGGAAGAAUCGAUUGCCCAGUAA